GAUGAUGACAGAAGUUUUCGGUUUAAUGUGGCUACUUUUGUCAUGCAAUCUCCGAUUUGAGCAGCUUGGCAUUUCUCUGAACGCUGUCGAGACUUUUGACGCUAAACUAUCGUGCGUUUUAUUGAAAUAAACUCCCCGAGACGGUGACGGGCUGCUGUGCCAACUGGGAACUUUUGUGUUACUGGACGAGCGACCCUUUGGCUCUUAUUUGACCGGCCAGGAGCGCAGGAUAAAGCCCGCAGGGCUGACCGAGCCGCCGCUAUGGGAAACCGGGGGAUGGAAGACCUGAUUCCCCUCAUCAACAAGCUCCAAGACGCCUUCAGCUCCAUCGGCCAAAGCUGCAACUUGGACCUGCCGCAGAUAGCGGUCGUCGGCGGCCAGAGCGCAGGGAAGAGCUCCGUGUUGGAGAAUUUCGUCGGGAGGGACUUCUUGCCGAGAGGAUCUGGCAUCGUCACCCGUCGUCCUCUCAUCCUCCAGCUGGUUAACAACAAAGCAGAGUAUGCAGAGUUUCUGCACUGUAAGGGACGUAAGUUUGUCGACUUUGAUGAAGUGCGUCUGGAGAUUGAAGCAGAGACCGACCGAAUCACUGGAUCCAACAAAGGCAUCUCUUCCAUCCCCAUCAACCUCCGCGUCUACUCCCCCAAUGUGUUGAACCUGACCCUCAUUGACCUGCCGGGGAUGACCAAAGUGGCCGUGGGCGACCAGCCUCACGACAUCGAGCAUCAGAUCAGAGACAUGCUGAUGCAAUUCAUCACCAAGGAGAGCUGUUUGAUUCUGGCCGUUACCCCAGCAAACACUGACCUGGCCAACUCCGACGCUCUGAAGAUCGCCAAGGAGGUCGACCCUCAGGGCCUGAGGACCAUCGGUGUGAUCACAAAGCUGGACCUGAUGGAUGAGGGGACGGACGCACGAGACAUCCUGGAAAACAAACUGCUGCCACUCCGUAGAGGUUAUAUUGGGGUGGUGAACCGCAGUCAAAAGGACAUUGAUGGAAAGAAAGACAUUCGCGCUGCUUUGGCUGCUGAGAGGAAGUUCUUCCUGUCCCAUCCCGGGUACCGACACAUUGCAGAGCGUAUGGGAACACCUCACCUGCAGAAGACUCUGAACCAGCAACUCACCAACCACAUCCGCGACACGUUGCCAGGGUUACGCAGUAAGCUGCAAAGCCAACUCUUAUCUCUGGAGAAGGAAGUGGAGGAGUACAAGAACUUCCGUCCAGACGAUCCUGCACGCAAGACCAAGGCCUUGCUUCAGAUGGUGCAGCAGUUUGGUGUGGACUUUGAGAAGUGCAUAGAAGGAUCUGGAGAUCAAGUGGAUACCUCCAACUUGUCUGGUGGAGCAAAGAUCAACCGCAUCUUCCACGAACGCUUCCCCUUCGAGCUGGUGAAGAUGGAGUUUGAUGAGAAGGAACUGAGGAAAGAGAUCAGUUAUGCCAUCAAGAACAUCCACGGAGUCAGGACAGGCCUGUUCACCCCAGACCUGGCGUUUGAGGCCAUAGUGAAAAAGCAGAUCAUUAAGCUGAAAGAGCCCUGUCUGAAAUGCAUCGACCUGGUCAUCCAGGAGCUCAUCAACACAGUCAGACAGUGCACCAAUAAGCUGGGCUCGUACCCUCGACUGAGAGAAGAAACCGAGAGGAUCGUCACCACCUACGUCAGAGAGAGAGACAGUAAGACCAAAGACCAGGUGCUGCUGCUGAUCGACAUCGAGCUCUCCUACAUCAACACCAACCACGAGGAUUUUAUUGGAUUUGCCAAUGCCCAGCAAAGGACUGCUGCUAAUAUCACCAAGAAGAGAGUGAUGCCCAAUCAGGUCAUCCGCAGAGGCUGGCUCACCAUCAACAUCAGCAUCAUGAAGGGAGGGUCCAAGGACUACUGGUUUGUCCUGACAGCCGAGUCUCUCUCCUGGUACAAAGAUGAGGAGGAGAAAGAAAAGAAGUACAUGCUGCCUCUUGACAACCUGAAGCUGAGAGACGUGGAAAAGGGCUUCAUGUCCAGCAAACACGUCUUUGCCAUCUUCAAUACUGAACAGAGGAACGUGUACAAAGACCUGCGUCAGAUCGAACUGGCAUGCGACACUCAGGAGGAUGUUGACAGCUGGAAGGCCUCCUUCCUCAGGGCUGGUGUUUACCCAGAGAAAGACCAGAACAACAAUCCUGAGAACGAAGACACGAUAAACUCUAGCGACACCGUGUCCAUGGACCCGCAGCUGGAGCGACAGGUGGAAACCAUCCGAAACCUCGUGGACUCCUACAUCGGCAUCGUCAACAAGUCCAUCAGAGACCUCAUGCCUAAGACCAUCAUGCACCUCAUGAUCAACAGCGCGAAGGACUUCAUCCACUCGGAGCUGCUGGCCUACCUGUACUCGGCCGGGGAUCAGGGCAGUCUGAUGGAGGAGUCGGCGGAGCAGGCUCAGAGGAGAGAUGAGAUGCUGAGGAUGUAUCACGCUCUGAAAGAGGCCCUGGUCAUCAUCGGAGACAUCAGCACCACCACCGUGUCUGUUCCGGUGCCUCCGCCAGUGGACGAUAACUGGAUUGCCAAAGACCCGAGUCCUCCCCCGGCGUCCCGUCCCGCCUCAUCAACGGCUCCCCCUCCCAGCCGACCCCCAGCAGUGAGAGGUCCCACGCCGGGUCCUCCGCCUCCUCUCAACCCCUCGCCGGCGUUCGGAGCACCGCCCGUGCCGUCCCGACCCGGACCUCCCUCGGCGUACCCAGGCGACCCCAACUCCGCCGCCGUGCCUCUCAUCCCGUCCAGGCCGGCCCGUGUGCCUCCAGCGCUGCCUCCGGGGAUUCCCAGCAGAAGACCCCCGGCUGCUCCCAACCGACCCACUGUCAUACGUCCGUCAGAGCCCUCCCUGCUUGACUAGAAACACCUUGUUUUGUUUUGUUUUUUUGUAAUCUAGUCAUACAGACUUUGUUUACACUUCUUGCAUUUCUUUCAAGCAGAAAUAGUCACUAAAAUUCAUUUCCUGUAACUACAGACUACUGUAAUUGGUGAUCUGAUGCUGUUUCAGUCUGUGCAUUUCAGAAGCAUUUUGUAUGUAAUUGUGACUUUAUGUGUAGAUAGCUUUUUUUUUUUGUUAACAAGUACACAAUGACAUUUUCUGCUUGCAGUAUUAUGAUUUUUUUUUUAAAAAAAAGGGAUACAUUUGAUAAUUUUCGUGACUUAAAGGUUAUGAACCGGCGAGUCCUCUUGAAUUCUGCCUGUUUCGUAUGAAGUGUCUUACGAUAGUAUAUGAUUCGUUUUAUAUGACGGCAAAGAAAAAACUUUUAGGAGUCAUUUUUCCGAGUUGUAAACUUGCUAAUGUUUUGUCAGUAAUUUUACACACUAAGCACCUCAAUGAGUCAGCAGCACUUUUUGAUAAAGUCAUUUUUCUCUUAAUUUGUCACAGCUUCAGGUAGGCUUAUUAAAAUUAGACUGACCAAUGGAAUUUGUACGCUUCCGUAUUCUAAUUACUAAUGUUUUUAUCAAGUGUACUCUAGUUUAGUUUAGUAUUUCUCUUUUGUGGACCAAGCAAACAUGAGACAGAGGAGGAGGAAGGUUUUUUUUUGGGGGGGGGGGGAACGCUGCAGCAGUGGGAUGUCUUCUGGUGUAAUGCUGAUAAUUAUACAGCAGUAGAGGUAAGAAUUACCUUUCCCGGUUAAACAUCCUCUGACAGUUACCUCCCACAAACUGCUCAUCCUCGGUGAAUAAAAGUGCCUCCAGCGAAUAAUUCCUUUGUGAUUACUACAGAAAUCAAAGCCAUAAUGGAAAAAAAGCAUGUUAAGAAAGAGGGCCUUUGCUUUCGUGAAGUGAUGGACUGAAUAAAUGAAUGGGGGGAAAAAAAUAAAUAAAAAAGAAGGUGUGGUGGCUGGUGCGUCUUCUUGCUGCUCGGCA
Messenger RNA from Stegastes partitus (bicolor damselfish), 3872 nucleotides. It is a transcript of the gene dnm2b, whose product is annotated as dynamin 2b. The record is from RefSeq and is a predicted model, not a curated record. The transcript is spliced from 21 exons. Gene Ontology annotation, molecular function: microtubule binding; GTP binding; GTPase activity. Gene Ontology annotation, biological process: synaptic vesicle budding from presynaptic endocytic zone membrane; receptor internalization. NCBI's taxonomy places the organism in Eukaryota, Metazoa, Chordata, Actinopteri, Pomacentridae. Gene Ontology annotation, cellular component: plasma membrane; microtubule; synapse. Bases 262 to 2862 code for a protein of 866 amino acids.